Hibiscus syriacus is the source of this 3482-nucleotide messenger RNA. Its product is annotated as kinesin-like protein KIN-14F. NCBI's taxonomy places the organism in Eukaryota, Viridiplantae, Streptophyta, Magnoliopsida, Malvales, Malvaceae. Gene Ontology annotation, biological process: microtubule-based movement. Bases 1 to 3471 code for a protein of 1156 amino acids. The record is from RefSeq and is a predicted model, not a curated record. Gene Ontology annotation, molecular function: microtubule motor activity; ATP binding; zinc ion binding. The transcript is spliced from 16 exons.
AUGGAAACGGCCUGGAUUGAAGGGAAAGUUUUGACCCUUGAUGAAAGUGAGGCAGGAGAGUUAGAUGGAAGAAGGUUAGCUCUGGUGGGGAAAAUCAUAGCAGACAAACCACUUAGCAAAGGAGGAGUUCAAGGUGUUUUCAGAAGAGUGUGGGGAGAAUGGAGAGAACUCACCAUUACCGAACUAUCCGAGAACACCUACUUGUUCACCUUCAAAGAAGCAAGAGCAGCUGAGCAGAUCUUGGAGGAAGGGCCAUGGUCAGUGAUGGGCUAUUGCAUAUGUCUGCACCGAUGGCAACCGGGGCUUACUCUCGAAGAGCUUGAUUUUUCACAAGUGGCUUACUGGGUACAGGUCCAUGGCCUGUCAUUGGACCAAAUGAGCCCCAAGAAUGCGAAAAAGGUCGGUGAUCAGAUUGGCAGGGUGUUGGAGAUUGAGGAUCCCAUUUCUUCACAUGGAAUAAGAAGGGGUUUCUUCAGGAUUCGGGUACUAAUAGAUGUUAGUAAGCCACUCCCUUCAGGGUUUUGGGCAUCCAGGGCUGGAAAAUCUAAUAUAUGGGUCUCUUUCAAGUAUGAGCAUUUAGAAUAUUUCUGCUACAGAUGUGGCUGCGUUGGCCAUGUAGAUGCUCACUGUGUCAAGGACACUGUGAUGUCCAUUCCAGAUCCUUCGUUGCCGAAAUAUGGUCCAUGGAUGCGUGCCAAUCCUAGUGUCAGUUCCAUGAAGGCCUUAGCUGAUAUGGAAAAAGCCCCUCAUAAAGCCAAGCAAGUCAUGGCUUCAAGGAGGUACCAAGCAGCUGAGUGGCUAAGGCAGAUGGAUCAAGUUGCAUUAGAGUUCCUGCCCAAAGACCCCACUGGCGAAGAAUUUCGCCGUGCACUUUACAACGGGUACAUUCUUUGCAACGUUCUCAACAAAGUCAGUGCUGGCGCUGUUCCUAAGGUGGUGAAAACUUCUAUGACUACUUCUGAUCAUUUAACGGAAGAGGUUGCGAAUCAGGUUUCCGAAAACAUGAGGAACUUUCUAGCAGCAGUUAAAGAUAAGCAGCUCCUGUCCUUCGAAGUAUCAGAUAUGGAAAAGAAAGCAGGUGGAGUUGGGGAUUGGAAGUAUGGUGGAACCGUAAAGAUCAAAUCCUCCGGGAACGAUUUAUCGCACUCCUUAACUGGCUCUGCAAUCGAAAGACAUGCAGAUGAAACCGGGGAAGAAUUGGAAUUGUCGAAAUAUGAGCAGCUACUAGACUUUAUCCAGCUCUCCAACGAGGCCUCCAUUGAAGAAUCCAAAACAACCAAUGCUCUAACUUUCCUUUUCGAUCGCUUCGGCCUUUGGAUUCUCGAGGCUUAUCUUACAGAUUACCACAUGGAAAAAGAGUUUCCCUUGAAUGCAAUGGUGAUUGAUUCCUUCCUCAGCAAGGUAGUUAAUGAUUUCUCGACGCUUCUAGUUUCUCAAGGAAUCAAGCUUGGAUUGUUCUUGAAGAAAUUGCUGAAAGCUGAUGAUGGUCCAGUGUCUAAAUCUGAUUUCAUAGAAGCUACCUCAGAGUAUAUAGACAAAAGAAGCAACCUGCAGGCAGCAGCUGAUGUCUCCAAAGCUCUAAUCUGUAUUGGCAACAAUGAGGUUAUUCUCAAUAGUGUUUCUUGCUCUCCUGGCCGUGUCGAAAUACUUUCCGAUCUUAUACAGAGACAUAUCGAGGAUCUUAAAUUAUUUUUCAGCGAAACACGAUUAGAAGUUGGAAGGUUUCAUUCAUCUUGGGAGGCAAACAUUAAAAGAUUAGAGCAUCAUGUCAGUGAUCUCGAAGUGGCAUCUUCUUCUUACCUCAAGAUCCUGCAAGAAAAUCAAAUGCUGUUCAAUGAAGUAUUAGACCUCAAAGGAAAAAUAAGAAUAUACUGUAGAGUAAGGCCCUUGUUACCAGGAGAACCGAAAGAUCAAUCGACCGUGGACUAUAUCGGAGAAAACGGAAGUAUCCUCAUUGUCAAUUCUUUAAGAAAAGGAAAAGAUUCGAAAAAAGUAUUCUCAUUUGACAAAGUGUUUGGACCAAGUUCUUCUCAAGAACAAGUCUACACAAACAUUCAACCAUUGAUCAGGUCCAUACUUGAUGGUUAUAACGUAUGCAUCUUCGCAUAUGGCCAAACUGGAUCAGGCAAGACAUACACCAUGAGCGGGUAUGAUUUGAACACGAAAGAGACAUGGGGUGUGAACUUUCGAGCUAUAUGCGGCUUAUUUCAAAUAUCGAAGACAAGAGCAGAGGUCAUAGAAUACAAACUUGGGGUCCAAAUGGUUGAAAUCUACAAUGAACAAGUGAGAGAUUUGCUAGUUAUUGAUGGCUCUACUAAAAGAUUAGAUAUAUUUAACAAUACACAAUUGAAUGGCCUUACUGUUCCUGAUGCAAGUUGGGUUCCGGUUUCUAGUACUCAAGAUGUUCUUGACCUGAUAAGAAUCGGCCAAAAGAACCGUAUUGUAGGUCCAACCGCAUUUAACGAGCGAAGCAGCCGUUCUCAUAGCAUUUUGACCGUUCACGUUCACGGAAAAGAACUGGUUUCCGGGUCAAUUUUCAAAGGCUCCCUCAAUUUGGUGGACUUGGCCGGAAGUGAGAGAGUUGAUAAAUCGAAAGUUCAAGGCGACAGGCUGAAGGAAGCUCAAUAUAUAAACAGAUCACUCUCUGCACUAGGAGAUGUCAUCUCAGCUCUUGCCCAGAAGAGCACACAUAUUCCUUAUAGAAACAGCAAGCUUACACAAAUAUUGCAGAAUUCUUUAGGUGGGCAUGCUAAGACUUUAAUGCUUGUACACAUAAGUCCUGAACCCAAAGCCAUCGGGGAGACGAUGAGCACGUUGAAGUUUGCCGAGAGAGUUGCUUCGAUAGAACUCGGGGCAGCUAGAUCAAACAAAGAAACCGGUGACAUACUGGAACUAAAAGAAGAGAUAACAAGCCUUAAGCUGGCAAUGGAGAAGAAAGAAGCUGAAGUAGAACAAUUAAGGAGCAUUACACCAUCUCAAAAGACGAAAGUGCUUAGAUUUGGAAUCUCUCCCAAGCCUGAAGCAUACCAACGGCUUAAUGAUGAUGCUAAAAGCUCUGAGGCCAGAACUGCUUCUUCUGCCAAGCAAAGGAGGCCGAAGUUUACGUCUGCACUCGCAGGGAAGGAGAUAUCAGCAAAGGUGCCAGAAGAGAGAGCGGCACGUCCCGGAAAGCCAAGGUCACCUACAGCUCCUGUGAGGAGAUAUUUGUCUGGUGAUAAAGGAGCCUUGACUAGAAAUAAGGUGAAGUUUGAUGUAGUUGAGAACCAACCGAUUUCGAAGGCAGUGCUUCCGGCUAAAGCACAUGGCACUAAGUCGCUUGCCCAGGUGCCGGAGAUCACAUCGACGGAUAACAACUCCGGGGUCCAUGCAGACCAUAAGAGUGAUGAAAGUAAAUUGAAUUCUCUGAUGCAUUCAACAGCCUCGUCUCUAGGGAAGGUCAGUCAGAACUUGAAGAAGAGCAGUUUCUUUUAGUGUGGUUGUUA